Molecule: messenger RNA, 870 nt
Organism: Pogonomyrmex barbatus (red harvester ant)
Lineage: Eukaryota; Metazoa; Arthropoda; Insecta; Hymenoptera; Formicidae
Source: RefSeq, a predicted model, not a curated record
GACAUAAGCGGUAUAUUUCCGAUAUUUUGAAUUUACACAAGUGUUUUACACAGGAAGAGAAGAGAAGAGAAAAAGAGUAUAAAUACUCUUCAGAAAUCAAACUUCAAUAAGUUACGGUCAUUUCGUACAAUCUGUCCAAUCAACUUACUAAGGAAAACUAAAACAUACUGAUAAAAUGAGAUUCCUUAUUUUCAUUUUGAUUGCUACGAUCAUAACUGCUUGCCAAGCUGGUAACCAAGUUGAACAAAGUUGUUACUCUGUCGGUCAUCCUUGUAGACAAGAUAAUGAUUGCUGUGGUGAUUUGGUAUGUGUGAAUCAUGCCCACGUUUGCGUGAAACCACAUGGUCCGUAUGGGACCAUAUUUCAUCCUGGAAGCGCAGGCAGAUCUCAGGCUGGAAGUGCAGGUGCAUUUCAGUCCGGAAGCGCAGACAGCUCUCAGGCUGGAAGCGCAGGUGCAUUUCAACUCGGAAGCGCAGAUGAAUUUCAAUCUGGAAAUGUAGGCAGAUCUCAGGCUGGAAGCGCAAGCAGAUCUCAGGUUGGAAACGCAGGCAGAUUUCAGGCUGGAAGCGCAAGCAGAUCUCAGGCUGGAAGCGCAAGCAGAUCUCAGGCUGGAAAUGCAGGCGGAUUUCAGGCUGAAAACGCAGGCAGAUUUCAACCCGGAAACACAGGUGCAUUUCAACUGGGAAUGUAGGUGCAUCUCAUGGAAACUAAAACUAUACUAAUAUGAUAUUGCUUCCUUAUAUCUGACUUUAUAUUUUUACAUUUGACACUUUUUUUCUUUCAUAUAAACACAAAGAGAGUUUUAUUCUAGUUAUAAUGUAACUUAAUUAUUAUAAUGUAACUUAAUUAAAUAAAUACAUUCUGUAGCAA